AUGGAGGUGGAAGCUUCUGGUGACGAGGACUUCUGGGAACGGGUGUCCUCCGCUGAGCCGUCGCAGGGGCCGACCCCAUUACACACCCCGCGCUCGCCCUCGGAGCUGCCGCAGUCGCCACACGGAGUUUUCCUCUCACAGCCGGCUUCAAUUGAUGAGCCUCUGCUUCUGCUGGACGAAGAUCGGGUGCAGGAGCGGCAUGAAGCAGAGAGAGUAGCCCUUCAUGAGGAGCUCGAGGAAGCAAGGCGUACUGGAAAGGCGGACCGGGCAGCAGCGGAUGCCAUGUCGGACAAGGUGGAGGAACUUCAACGAGAACGUGAAGAUACCUGUCGGGAGAAACACAGGCUUGAGAAGGAGAACGAGGUCCUUCGUCUCCAGCUGCAAGACCACCAUGGCAUUAUGGCAGCAGAAUGGGGGCAGACGCUGCAGUUCCAAGAGAGGCUUCGUCAGGAAGAAGCAGAAGUCGAGCGGUUGGCCUUCGAGGUUGCCGAGCUCCGAGCUGCGCUUGUGCUGCGCGACGAGGAGCUGGGCCACCUCCGCCGGGAUGCGGCGCAAUGGAGACUUCUGUCGCGGCACAAGAGCGGGCUCGGGGACGUCAGUUCCGAUGAGAUUGAGCGUGUCCUCGAGGAAGCCGGGCCGGGCCUGGCCCAGCUUGAGGCCGAGUCCCGCGCACGUGCUCGAGUCGCCCGCAGCCAGCUGCGAGACGAGCUGGAGCAGCAGCUGUGUGCCGUGUGCAGAGAUUCCAAGAAGGCGGUCCUGUUUCUGCCGUGCCAACAUCUAUGCGUUUGCGAAGGGUGCCGGCAAAGACUUCGACCCUAUCGAUGCCCGAUGUGCCAGGAGCCUAUUCAGAGCCACAUCUCUCGCGUCCAUUUCUGA
Molecule: messenger RNA, 876 nt
Organism: Symbiodinium sp. CCMP2592
Lineage: Eukaryota; Dinophyceae; Suessiales; Symbiodiniaceae
Source: the annotation of a GenBank genome assembly